GUUCUUCGUUCCCUGCCGUUAGAUGGCGACAUAGUGCACUGAAGUUUCUCACGAAGAAGAAGCUGAGGGCAAACUUCCGUGUUUUAAAUUUUCGGUGGCAACAACAACAGAUGACGCUUCCAUUCUCUGCUUCCUUAAAUAGACAAGUGCUUUCCUGACAUGGGGUCACCAAAAAAAGCAGGAGGUCCACAGAGGGGGCAGGAGUCUGACUCUCCACUACCUUCUAUCCAGGAGCGGCUGGCAAACCUGCAGCCUUCCAAGGAACUGCUGGAGUUCUACAGAAAGAAGAUCGCACAGUUCGAUGGGGAACAAGAGGAGCUAAUGCAAAUGUUGCAGAAGUUCAGAGAGGGCACAGAAGACCAGCACAAGCUCCAGUCAGAAGUGCGACAGCGUGAAGGAGAGAUUGCAGAACUGCAGAAGGCUCUGAGUGACAUCCAGGCUUUCCUCUUUCAAGAGAGGGAACAGUCGCUGCGGCUUUAUGCAGAAAAUGACAGGCUGAAGAUAAGAGAGCUGGAAGACAGGAGAAAAAUCCAACUCCUCCUCACCCUCAUCAGUCCAGAUGCUGGUGACGUCACGUAUUUCCACCGCGAGCCCCCUCAUAAGGUCUCAAUCAAGCAAAGGAAUCCCAAAUCUGAUCAGGGGGACAAUCUGAAUCUCAGACCAACUAAACUGAGGCCUGCUCCUUCAAAAAAAGAAAAUGGAAGGAAAACAAAAACACCUGAUGGAACAGAUGCUGAGAGUUUGGAACAUUAUAAAGAUGAAAACCAGACCUUAUUGUUGCAGGUGGAGGCACUGCAGGCUCAGAUGGAGGAACAAACUCGCUUAGCCAAGGAGCAGGUGGAGUCUCUCAUGGCAGAUCGAAAGAUUCAAGCCGAGGAGGCACAAGCACAGAAACGAAGAGACAAGCAACAUAUACAGUCUUUGUCUGACAAGCUCAAAAAAACGCAGAACCUCCUGUAUGAAAGCACCAAAGAUUUCCUGCAGCUUAAAUUUGAAACAAGGGCUCAAGAGAAGGUCUGGAUGGCAGAGAAGGAUCAGCUGUUGAAGGAGGUACCACGUCAGGGCAAGGCUGGUUCCCCAGUGAGAAGAAGGCCGGCGCCAAGUAAUGCAGCAUCACAGCCUCCUCAACCAGAGGCAAGGAUGCAAAAGGAUGAGAAAAAAGCAAUGCAGGAGAAUCUGAAAGAAGCUCAUCGUCUUGCUCAGAUGUACAGAGAGCAGUGUGUAAACCUCGAGUCAGAAGUGGCCAAACUCAGAGAAGAGGUUGAUCUAAGCCGGGAAUUACACAAGGAUCGUACGGAGAAAAUGGCCAAGCGACUUCAGCUUAUGACCAAACGUUAUGAGGCACUGGAGAAGAGGAGGGUCAUGGAGGUGGAGGGCUUUAAAACGGACUUGAAACACCUCAGGCAGAAAUUUAAAGCUGUAGAAACACAACUGGCGCAGGUCGCCACGAGCAUCGCGCCAAACCAGGACCUGCUCGUGCUGCAGGAAGUCAGAGAAACUAACUCCAGGACGAAGAAAGCCCAAAGUGAACUGAUGGCGCUGAAGGCGAAAAUAUAUAGGCUGGAAAAUGAGCUUCGGUUGGGUUGAGAAGUUUUGGUUUUUGUGUGUCUGGACUUGCAUU
Molecule: messenger RNA, 1621 nt
Organism: Synchiropus splendidus (mandarinfish)
Lineage: Eukaryota; Metazoa; Chordata; Actinopteri; Syngnathiformes; Callionymidae
Gene: ccdc77
Product: coiled-coil domain containing 77
Exons: 12
Coding region: 160-1587 (475 amino acids)
Cellular component (GO): centrosome
Source: RefSeq, a predicted model, not a curated record